AUGACCAGCGCAAUGGGGCUCAUUAUCAAGCUGUGCACAACCCGGCGGUUCGAUCAACCGGCAUCACACCUACCGCCACCGCCUCCUAAUGCGUCAUCGAGCUAUCACGGGAACUGGCCACAGGGAAGAAGUGUUGUCGUCUCCGAUGAAAGCGGCUCACCACCACCACCACCACCACCACCACCACCACCACUGGCUCCAAAGGCGUCGCCAAGCAACCACGAACAGACGCGCCCACGAAAAAGAAAUGUUGUCAUCUUCGGCGAGAGCGGCUCAGGGAAAAGUUCGGUUAUCAAUGCAAUAACGCAAACCCAGCUUGCGGAGACAUCUAGUGAUGCGACAGGUUGUACUUUCAGUUACCAAUGCUACCCAGUCGAGAUCUCUGGCCAGAGAUAUGUCCUGUUCGAUACCGCAGGCCUUAAUGAAGGAAGUACUGGUGCAGUGCCGGCGCCGAAGGCGGAAAAGGAGCUGAAGAGACUGUUACGUGGUCUCAUGAGCUCUGGGUCAGAUGGCAUCGGCCUUCUGGCCCUCAUUCGCAACUACAAUCUUUUCUACUCUGUGAUCUGCCGGAAGAAGGUCCCGAUCGUUGUUGUCGUCACAGGGUUGGAGAACGAGACCGAUAUGCGGAGUUGGUGGAAUGCUAAUGCCAAGGAGUUCAAGAGUCGUGGCAUGUAUUUCCAAGACCAUGCUUGCGUCACUACGCUUCACAAACACGCAGGCAUCUCAGACGUCUUCACUCGUCGUAUCGCAGAGUCUCGUGAAAUCGUGCGCAAUCUUGUCGUCAAUAACUGCUCGGAAUGGGCGGUCGACAACACCUGGUUCAAGCAGUCUUUUGCAGAUGCGCAAUACGUGAUGAGGCAUAAUUGGAAUAGUGAAAGGUCUUCCCCAUCCACCCUCAUCAUCUAUGGCUCGUCACCAAAGGAAGAGGAAGAGCUUGUGCGCUUCGGUGGGGAGGCAUACCGAGUUUGCCCCGUUUCUCCACCAGAGUCGACCUCGAGCGCAGGAGGGGGGCACGAAGGGGAUCUUCUCAUAUAUUAUGCUCACGCUGACACGCUCUCUGUGGCUCGCCAGACGUUCCGCGAGUUCUACACAACAUACCGCGGUAACAUGGUGCCGGUCGUUGUCGUGGUCAAAGGACUGAAUGAUAGAAAAUCCGCCCGUCAAUGGGUUGAACAACAUGUCAUGCACCACGGCGCUGGUCUUUUAUUCUCGACAUUUUCUCCAGCUGGAGACCUCGGAGAUAACUCGUUAAGGAGACAGGCGGACCAGGACUUGCAGGAUCUCAUUAGACAAUCCUGUCUCAUCCGAGGCGUGGUAAAAGGCGGGGGCAUGCUCAAAAGAUUCGCGAAAUUCAAGUUUUUGGAUCGGCUGUGA
This is a messenger RNA of Suillus subaureus, 1374 nucleotides long. RefSeq lists its product as uncharacterized. The record is from RefSeq and is a predicted model, not a curated record. Gene Ontology annotation, molecular function: GTP binding. The transcript has 4 exons. Lineage: Eukaryota; Fungi; Basidiomycota; Agaricomycetes; Boletales; Suillaceae. The coding region runs from base 1 to 1374 and encodes 457 amino acids.